Molecule: messenger RNA, 352 nt
Organism: Paramecium pentaurelia
Lineage: Eukaryota; Ciliophora; Oligohymenophorea; Peniculida; Parameciidae
Source: the annotation of a GenBank genome assembly
AUGCGUCCUAUAGUAUGUAAUACUGAAUUAGCUUUCAUUAUUCCAACUAAUAAAGAAAAAAAAGUCUCCAUGAGUAUCGCAGUUAAAAUUUAAAUUAGAACGUAAAAUGAAAACUAGCGACGAAUAAAUUAAAAAUGCACGCUCAAGAUAUUAAGAACUAUUUUAUUAAUAGGAAGCCAACUUAGAAUAUUUGUAUGAUUAAUUAACAGAAAGAAUAGAAAAAUAUACUCUUCAAAAAUAAAAACAAUUAGCAAGCAAAGCAAAAUAUGCAUGUGAUUACAAUUUUAGAUGGAAAUAAAGACUCUAAGAACAAAAAUGGUUAGAUAUUUAUAUGAGUAGGUUUGUCAGCUGA